UUAAAUCCUUAUAUAAAAUACUGGAUUUCGUAAAUUGUCUAAAACAAAUUCCUCUUUCACCAGGAAGCAACAUUAACGAUGAUGCAAAAUUCCACAGACCCCCACCCACCAUUUUUCACCCUUGGCUACGGGCGGCUCACAUCUAUACGAUACUUCUACUGUUUACUGGUGUUGGUGGGAUACUUGUUGAACAUUGUGUCCAACAGUUUGAUUAUCGCUGCUGUGAUUAUACACAACUCGUUACAUGAACCAGUUUAUAUUUUUAUUAGUGCUUUGUGCGUCAAUGGAAUAUUUGAAAAUAUGCUCGUUUACCCCAGUAUUUUUGCCGCCUUGCUCUACAAAGUCCAGACGAUCUCCUACUCAUUUUGUUGGCUGCAGGCAUUUUUACUUCAUCUCUAUGGAUGCUUUGAGAUGACGACACUAUCAGCCAUGGCGUUUGACCGUUACGUGUGCAUCUGUAACCCUCUGAGAUACAACAACAUCAUGUCCCUCUCAACGGUGUUCAAGAUAAUUGGGGGAAGUUGGACUUAUUCCAUUGUAGCCUUUGGUACUCACAUGCUAUUGACCUACAGGCUCCCUUUGUGUGGAACAGAAAUAUUAAAGAUCUACUGUGACAACUGGUCAAUAGUGAGACUUUCUUGCAUUGAUACCACUGUCAAUAAUAUGUUUGGGCUUUUUAUUGUUUCUACAUUUGAGGGUUUGCUCCUAAUGUUAAUAAUGUGCUCCUAUAUUAAGAUUCUCAGGGUUUGUGCACGAUCUUCACAAGCUGUUAUUGCUAAAGCCUUGCAGACCUGCACUCCUCAACUGAUAACCACCUUCAACUUUGUGGCAAGUUCACUUUUUGAUAUAUUUCUCUACAGGUAUAUCCCUACUAUUGUCCCUUAUGAAUUUCGCCUCUUCAUGUCAUUGCAAUUCCUUGUGGUGUCCCCCAUUCUGAAUGCAUUUGUUUAUGGGCUAAAAAUGACAGACUUGAGAAAAAAGAUACUUCAGUCCUUCAAUCUCAAGAGGAUUACAGGGAAUGCCUUAAACAUGCAGAAGUCAGACGUAGUACAACAGAGAGAAUAGGUGGAAACCAAGAUGAAGAAGAAACAUGUCCCACCAGAGGCAUCUAGAUCAACAAGACAAUCCUCAUCUCAGCAACCACUCAUAUCUUACAUCCACUUGUCAUUAGGGAGCCAUGUUGCAUGGUAAUAUCUUAGUUAAGGCCUAUGUGUAGAGUUCUUCCAGUGAUCAAUAUAGGAGCUCCUUCACAGGAUAAGUCAUCAACCCCAUGACUGAAUACAACAUAUCAUUGUAUAUGCCCAACAUGCAGACCUACAGUUCAUUAACUUGCUGUAGGUGGCCGG
Molecule: messenger RNA, 1346 nt
Organism: Xenopus laevis (African clawed frog)
Lineage: Eukaryota; Metazoa; Chordata; Amphibia; Anura; Pipidae
Product: olfactory receptor 51I2
Exons: 1
Coding region: 79-1065 (328 amino acids)
Source: RefSeq, a predicted model, not a curated record